AGUUUUAGCUGGUGUGGCUCCAAAUCAAACACGAUGAUCACUGAUCAACGAAAGGAUUUUCUUUCUUCUUCUCUAAUGUCUUUAUAGCAUACCCCUGAGACACAGAGAUUAGUUGAAAAUACAAACCAAAAUUUUGGCAGCUAAAGCAAUGGAGGUGUUAUGCAGGGCCACUGCUUUAACAUGGACUCACUCCAUCUCUCCUCCUUUCCUUCACAUUCCUCAAGCCUUCUCUAAGCUUGAUACGAGGAGAUUAACUGUAUCGUGUGCCUCUGAUAAAACCCAAAAGGGAAGUCAGAUGACUGUAUCGGUAACAGGAGCUACAGGUUUUAUAGGUAGAAGAUUGGUGCAAAGACUGCAUGCAGAUAACCACUAUAUUCAUGUCUUGACACGUUCCAGAUCUAAAGCAGAGUUAAUAUUUCCGGUCAAGGACUUCCCUAGAAUUGUGAUCGCCGAGGAGCCAAAAUGGAAAGACAGCAUUCAAGGUUCAAAUGCUGUUGUAAAUUUGGCUGGAAUGCCCAUCAAUACAAGAUGGUCUCCUGAGAUAAAGAAAGAGAUUAAAAAAAGCAGGAUCAGAGUCACCUCAAAGGUUAUAGAUUUAAUAAAUGAUUCACCAGAUGAAAUUCGGCCUACAGUUCUGGUCAGUGCAACAGCUGUCGGUUACUACGGAAGUAGUGAAACACAAGUAUUUGAUGAGCGCAGUCCAUCUGGAAAUGACUACUUGGCUGAGGUCUGUAGAGAAUGGGAAGCAACAGCCCUUAAAGUCAAUAAGGAUGUGAGAUUAGCACUUAUUCGCAUUGGUGUUGUUCUUGGAAAAGAUGGGGGUGCUUUAGCAAAAAUGAUCCCUCUCUUCAUGAUGUUUGCUGGUGGACCUGUGGGCUCAGGACGACAAUGGUUUUCUUGGAUUCACUUGGAUGACAUAGUAAACCUAAUCUAUGAAGCUUUAUCAAAUCCUUCUUAUAAAGGAGUAAUCAAUGGAACUGCACCAAAUCCUGUUCGAUUGGCAGAGAUGUGUGAACAACUGGGAAAUGUCCUAGGCCGGCCCUCAUGGCUACCUGUACCAGACUUUGCCCUCAAAGCAGUCCUUGGAGAAGGUGCUUCUGUGGUUUUGGACGGACAAAAAGUGCUUCCUACAAGAGCCAGGGAGUUGGGUUUCCAGUUUCAAUAUCCCUAUGUGAAAGACGCACUUAAAACCAUCCUCUCAUGAGAAGGCAUACAUGUGCAACAACUGUAUAUUUUUUUUGUUUAUUCUGUGUUUGAAGAUCAAACGUCUUCCAUCAUGAGAGGCAAGGAUGCAGAAUUCAGACCCCAGUCUGAAACUUGCUAUCUAUAUAGAAGCUACCAUUUUUUUUCCCUCUCUUCUUUUUCUUUUUGGUCCUGUAUAAUUUUUCUUUCAAUACAGUUUGCUCCGACUGAGACUCGAACUCGAAACCUCAUAGUCCUAGAAACAAUUUCAGUAUUACUGAAUUAAAACUCAUUGUGUAAGUUAGAUAUUCUUUUGUAAUGUUUGAUUAUUAAUGUUUUCGGUUAA
Messenger RNA from Hevea brasiliensis (rubber tree), 1528 nucleotides. Its product is annotated as epimerase family protein SDR39U1 homolog, chloroplastic. NCBI's taxonomy places the organism in Eukaryota, Viridiplantae, Streptophyta, Magnoliopsida, Malpighiales, Euphorbiaceae. The record is from RefSeq and is a predicted model, not a curated record. The transcript is spliced from 13 exons. The coding region runs from base 149 to 1204 and encodes 351 amino acids.